UACCAGACUCGGCCUCGUCCCUUCCCCCCGCGCCCCACGCCCCCGACCAAAAGGCAGCCUGGGCGAGUUCCAGGCACCGAGUUAUUUUCUUGGUAGAGGUAAUGACUUGGGGCUCCGUGCUCCCCCGCACCCUGCUGGUUACACACUUAAGACGGCAGCCCUGUUAAUUAACUUUAAUUACAAUCAUUCGGCCUCCACCUGCCUGAACCCAGCACUGUACCCGGGGACCUCUCCAGAGUGCAUUUACCAGGCAGCUCUUUCUCCUUUGGUGUGGGAAGCAGUUCUCAUGGGAGACUUGGUGUCCAUCUAUUAAUUAAAGCUUCAGCAUAUGAACAGGAAUAACAUUCUAAAACCAGAAAAUAACAUUCUGAAAACAUUAUAAAAAGUGAUAGAGGAAAAAAAAAACGUAAGAAGUACAUCCUUGUGUGUGUCUCAUUGUGCUGCUUUUUAAAACUCAGGUAGUAAUGAAGCCACCAUUAUGUCCUCAGUCAGUGAAGUAAAUGUGGACAUCAGAGAUUUCCUAAUGAGCAUCAAUUUGGAGCAGUACCUCUUACAUUUCCGUGAAUUUGGCUUUUAUACUGUGAAGGACUGUACAUCGAUAAAUGAUAGUGUGCUACACCAGAUUGGAAUCUCACCAACAGGACACCGUAGGAGGAUACUUAAACAGUUACAGAUGAUCUUUUCAAAAAUGCAAGACAUCCCAAUAUAUGCAAAUGUUCAUAAAACAAAGAAUGGCAACACCCCAGAAGAGCCUCACAAUCCUCCAUCUUCCAGCAACAACACCUGUGUAGAAUUUUCUGAUUCCGUUAGUAUUCCUAGACCAGGCCUGACACCGUUGGAGACGGUUACAAUGAGUACCUUUGGUGUAGGAAAUUGCCAGUCUCCUAAAUCACAAGAUAAGCUAUCCCUUUCUCCACAAGACUUGCCCUUUCCAGAAGAAGAGCAACACCAGACUGUGGAUUCUCCGCAAGAUUCUUUAUUUGGUGGUGUAAAUGUUAAAAUAGAUUCUUUGAUUACCCAGAAGGCUGUGGACUGUACAGCUGGAGAAGAACAAACAGGAAAAGUCAGCUUGAUAUCAGAAAAUUCCAGCAAGGCUCUUAGCACAAACCCUGAAUGUCUUCCCUCUGUGGACUAUCCAACAUCAGAAACACAUUCUGGAAAUGGUACCAAUGGCUCAUUAGAAAGCUCCCCUCCAGCCCCGUUCUUUCAGUUUCAAGGAGAGAUGGUUGUGAAUGAUCUGUAUGUUCCCUCAUCACCAGUCCACACACCCAUGAGAAGCCGGAGCAAGCUGGUCUCCAGACCUUCUCGAUCGUUUCUGCUGAGACAUCGUCCUGUCCCGGAGAUCCCAGGGCCAACAAAAGCAAUUUCAGGGAGCUAUUUCCGUGACAGAAGAAGUGCUACUACCUCAGCUGGAAAAUCUUUGACACUGAAAAAUUCAAAUGAGGAAAAUCCAACUUCCAUCUUUCCUUAUGGAGAGACAUUUCUCUUCCAGAGGCUAGAGAGUUCCAAGAAGAGAUCUAUAAAGAAUGAGUUUUGGGCCCAUGAGGACUCAGUCAAAGAGGAAGCAGCCACUACAAGGAACUCCAUCUUAACGAAGUCCAGCAUAUAUGAUAACAGCAAGGAAAAAGUGAAUGAAGAGAAAGUGGAAGAUAUUUGGAUACCCCGAGAGGAUAAAAAUAAUCUUCCAAAGGACUCUGCUUCUGAGUCAGAAUACUCAACAGUAGAAGAGUGCUUCCAGAGCUUAAGAAGAAAAAAUUCGAAGGCAUCUAAGUCUAGGACUCAAAAAGCCUUCUACUUGGACCCUUUUAAUAGGCACAGUUACCCUUUAAGCUCCACGAGUGGGAACACUGAGUCGUCGACCAUCUCAAAUGCCAUCUCUCCCUAUGCCUGCUUCUAUGGAUCUUCUGCAGCCAAAGAUAAAUCAGGCUGGCUGGACAAACUUUCUCCUCAAGGAAAACGCAUGUUUCAGAAGAGAUGGGUGAAAUUUGAUGGCUUUAGCAUUUCUUACUACAACAAUGAAAGAGAGAUGUACUCAAAAGGAAUAAUCCUGCUCACUGCGAUAUCCACAGUACGGGCUCAAGGAGACAACAAAUUUGAAAUUGUUACAACACAAAGGACUUUUGUUUUUAGAGUAGAAAAAGAAGAAGAGAGAAAUGAUUGGGUCAGCAUAUUAUUAAGUGCACUGAAGUCACCAUCCCUUACUUCACAGUUGCAAGCAGCUACAGCACCCGAGAAAUGUGGAUAUCUUGAAUUGAGAGGCUACAAAUCCAAAAUCUUUACUGUUUUAAAGGGAAACAGUGUGUGGCUUUGCAAAAAUGAGCAGGAUUUUAAGAGUGGACUUGGUAUUACUGUAAUUCCUAUGAAUGUUGCAAAUGUAAAGCAAGUAGAUCGAGCUGUGAAACAGUCUUUUGAGAUAAUCACUCCCUACAGGAGUUUCAGCUUCACAGCAGAGUCUGAGAAAGAGAAACAGGACUGGAUUGAAGCUGUGCAGCAGUCGAUAGCAGAAACUCUCUCUGAUUAUGAAGUAGCUGAGAAGAUUUGGUUCAAUGAAUCCAACAGGAGCUGUGCGGAUUGUAAAGCCCCAGAUCCUGACUGGGCAUCCAUCAAUCUCUGUGUUGUCAUUUGUAAGAAGUGUGCAGGACAACAUAGAUCGUUGGGCCCUAAAGACUCUAAGGUUAGAAGUCUGAAAAUGGAUGCUAGUAUUUGGAGUAAUGAGCUCAUUGAGCUAUUUAUUGUCAUUGGAAACAAGAGAGCUAAUGACUUUUGGGCUGGUAACCUUCAAAAAGAAGAAGAAUUACACAUGGAUUCACCAGUUGAAAAGAGAAAAAUCUUUAUUACCCAGAAAUACAAAGAAGGAAAAUUUAGAAAGACUCUUUUAGCAUCUCUGACCAAAGAAGAGUUAAAUAAGGCUCUAUGUGCUGCAGUGGUAAAGCCAGAUGUGCUGGAAACGAUGGCCCUGCUGUUCAGUGGAGCAGAUGUCAUGUGUGCGACAGGAGAUCCUGUCCACAGUACCCCCUACCUACUGGCCAAGAAGGCUGGGCAGAGUCUACAGAUGGAAUUUCUCUAUCAUAACAAGUUCUCAGACUUCCCUCAGCAUGAUGUUCAUUCUGAGGGUGGGUCAAGUCAGGAGCCUGCCCAGUCCACCUUCCUCUGUGACUUCUUAUACCAGGCCCCUGCUCCUGCUUCCAGAGUCUCUACAGAGAAAAAGCUACUUGAAGAGAUAAAUAAAAAGUGGUGUGUUUUGGAAGGCGGCUUCUUGAGUUACUACGAAAACGACAAAUGUACCACACCUAAUGGCACUAUUAACAUCAGUGAAGUUAUCUGCCUGGCUGUCCAUAAAGAGGACUUCUAUUUGAGUACUGGGCCAAUCUUUGUCUUUGAGAUCUACUUACCCUCAGAACGUGUCUUUUUGUUUGGAGCUGAAACAUCUCAGAUUCAAAGAAAAUGGACAGAGAUAAUAGCCAAGCAUUUUGUUCCCUUUGUUGCUGAAAACUUAACAGAAGCUGACUAUGAUUUGAUUGGUCAACUCUUCUACAAAGACUGCCAUGCCCUGGACCAGUGGAGAAAAGGCUGGUUUGCUAUGGACAAGUCUAGUUUGUGUUUUUGCCUUCAAACGCAAGACGCUCAGGAAGAGAGAAUGCACCUCAGAAGACUGCAGGAGCUAACAAUCAGCACAAUGAUGCAAAACGGAGAAAAGUUAGAUGUGUUACUCUUAGUAGAAAAAGGGAGAACGCUAUACAUCCAUGGGCAUACCAAGUUGGAUUUCACAGUCUGGCAUACUGCAAUUGAAAAAGCAGCAGGUACAGAUGGUAACGCAUUACAAGAUCAGCAGCUCUGCAAAAAUGACGUCCCCAUUAUUGUGAACAGCUGCAUAGCAUUUGUUACACAGUAUGGGUUAGGAUGCAAACACAUUUAUCAAAAGAAUGGUGAUCCUUCGCACAUAAAUGAACUCCUGGAGAGUUUCAAAAAGGAUGCAAGGAGUGUUAAGUUGCGAGCUGGAAAACAUCAACUUGAGGAUGUGACGAGUGUGCUGAAGAGUUUUCUGUCUGACAUUGAUGAUGCGCUUCUCACGAAGGAGCUCUAUCCAUACUGGGUCUCUGCACUAGAUACACAAGACGAAAAGGAAAGAACUGAAAAAUACAGAGCAUUCAUCCGCACUCUUCCAGGGGUCAACAGAGCGACACUGGCAGCUAUAAUUGAGCACCUUUACAGGGUUCAGAAAUGCUCAGAAAUCAAUCACAUGAAUGCCCAUAACUUGGCAUUGGUCUUUUCAUCCUGCUUAUUUCAAACUAAGGGACAAACUAGCGAAGAAGUCAAUGUAAUUGAAGAUCUAAUUAAUAAUUACGUUGAAAUAUUUGAGGUUAAAGAAGACCAAGUCAAACAAAUGGACAUAGAAAAUAGCUUUAUAACCAAGUGGAAAGACACUCAAGUGUCCCAGGCUGGAGACUUGUUAAUCGAAGUAUUUGUAGAAAGGAAGGAACCUGACUGUAGUAUUAUAAUUCGGAUAUCUCCUGUAAUGGAAGCUGAAGAGUUAACUAAUGAUAUAUUAGCAAUAAAAAACAUUGUUCCUACCAAAGGUGAUAUUUGGGCUACAUUUGAAGUCAUUGAAAAUGAAGAGCUAGAGCGUCCUCUUCACUACACAGAGAAUGUGUUGGAGCAGGUGCUUCAGUGGAGUUCAUUAGCCGAACCCGGUUCUGCUUAUCUUGUGGUGAAGAGAUUCUUAAGCAUUGACACAAUUAAACACUGCAGAGAGAAAAGUAUCAAAGAAGGUGCCUUAAAACUCAAAGAAGAGCCAUCUAAAAUACUAUCAGGAAACAAAUUUCAAGACCGAUAUGUUGUUUUGCGAGAUGGACAUCUCUUUCUUUACAAGGAUCCAAAGAGCAGCAAGCAUGAGAAGAUGUUUUCUCUCAACUUGAUGAAGUUUUAUCUUGGUGUGAAGAAGAAAAUGAAGCCCCCAACCAGUUGGGGAUUGACCGCAUAUUCUGAAAAACACCAUUGGCACUUGUGUUGUGACAGUUUACAAGCCCAGAUGGAGUGGAUGGCCAGUAUCUUUAUUGCUCAGCAUGAGAAUGAUAUAUGGCCACCAGCUGGAAAAGAAAGAAAACGUUCAAUAACCAAGAAUCCCAAGAUUGGGGGUUUACCUCUGAUUCCCAUCCAACAUGAGAGGAAUGCAACCCUGGCCCGGAAGAAUAUUGAGAGUGCAAGAGCAGAACUUGAAAGGCUGCGGCUGGGUGAAAAGCAAGAUCGAGACUUCAUGGAUUCCAGCUUAAAAGACAGAGCCUCCAUCAUAGCCCACUGCUUGGAGCACAAAGAUGAUAAACUUCGAAAUCGUGCCAGAAAACAUCGCAGUUUCAACUGCUUGGAGGACACAGAGGCGGAGGUCCCACACAGCCUACCAAAGGGCUUUAAAGGUCCAAAGACGCUAAAGAAGAUUGAAGACAGGAACAGCAAGACUACUUUAGACCCUGAUCACAAGCUGCCAUCAAAAGUCAUCGAGGAACUUAGUGUGGUUCUCCAGAGGUCAAGAACUCUUCCUAAAGAGUUACAGGAUGAACAGACGUUACAGAAAGAAAUAAAAUAAAUCAUCACACAAGUUAUUUUUUUCAACAUUGUAUACAAUGUGUGCAAACUAGAAAUCAAACUGUAAUUCUUGAGUUCCUCUAUCUAGACAAAUUUGUCUGUAUUUAAGAAAUUUGUUUAUCUAUACCUAAGCAUUUAAGAACAUUUUAAAAUAUGUAUAUAUGUGGUUAAGUGUAAGAUCAACUUUAUUUUGGUCUGGAAACUUGUAAAGUUCAAUUGUAUUAACUGUAAUAAAUUUUUGGGUUACUGUAAGUGGCCAGGUCUUUGAAAAUAGAUGUGUAAGUGGGGGUAAUUUAUGAGCAGAAAUCUGUACUGUAUUGUAUAAAAUGCUGUGUGUACAUGAAACCUAUGAAAUUGUAUUAUAUUUUGCACUUUGAGAAGGCUUGUAUAUUAAGUUGCCAUGUGUUUUUAGGUUUACAUAAGGUCCAUCUUAAGGAAAAGAAAGGGAAGUGAGUUCAAAAGGGGAAAGACAUUGCAGUAGCUGUUCAACCAACAUUGGGAAGAAAGCCAGGAAGUUACAAAAUAUUCUACUACCCAUGGAGGUGACCCAGAAUUCAUUCUAAUUCACCAAGAAACAAAGCGUGUUGUGGAGAAACUGCUUGUUAUGAAAAAACUGUUGGUGUCUGGAGUGUUUCCAGUAGUUAUAUACAGCCAGCCCACGUCAGUGGUGACACUGGCCACUGUCAUUUAUGGUUCAGUAGACAAGCCCCAAGACAUAUUAGUACACCAGAACUGUCUGUCAGUGUUUGCUCAGAGGAACUUACAUUGCACUGAAGAGUGUGUGCAUGGACCCAGCAUGGAUGUCAUUUGCACUGUUACUGUAUGCAGGCAAUUCUUUAGGGCUCCCAACUGUAUUUCUGGUACGAACAAAAUUCAACACCACAUCUUUUGCUAUUUUUUUCCUUUAUUCUGUGUUUGUUGCUGUUGUUGUUUCCAUUUUUAAUGUAACAUUAUAAUGCUUACUAAUGUAACAUUAUAAUGAUUACUUCUGCAUCAUCAGUAUCAACUGGAAGUAUGCAAUAUGUGGCCACUUGAAGGAGCCAAUGGCUGCUUGUACAACACAUUUGCAAGCAGGCACGUCACAUUCCAUUUAAUCUUUCUUUCUACCUGUAGAAAUGACAUAUCUCUGUAUUUUUGUUGCCACAUAAGGAUCACGUACAGAUUUGACAGUUUUUCAUUAGUCAGACUACACUAGCUUAUAAAUCGUUCGUGUCAAGGACAGUGCUUUUUAUUAAUUCUUUUCCAAGUUAAGUUGCGUUGAUGUGUCUUACAACUGGAAGUUAUAUACCGGAUCUUUAUUCCCAAUGCUCCUUUGUCCUGUCCUGUAUUUGGGGUCUUUUCUAUUUAAGACAAGUCUAUGUGCUAAAACCCUUGUUUCAGUCACUCUUUCACAGGUAAGCAACAUGCUGUGAAGUACGAGGGCUGUCUUCACUCAGAUAUGCUAACCAGUUACAUUUGCUGAAGAUAGCAGAGUUUAUUAGGAGUAAGUGGCAUUUAGUCUUUAAAUCCAAGUAAAAUGUUAACUGAAAUAGUAAGUAAAACUGCAGGGCAGUUUUACGAGUUGGUGGCACUAUUGAAGACGCUCCCUUCAAAGCAAGAUAUUGUGUUGUUUGGGAAGAAAAAAAUUAAUUUUAGUAAACUUAUUUCUGAUAAGUAAUAUUUAUAUUUUUUAUGAAAUAAAGAGAUAUAUGGCCUUGUUGAGGAAGUGUCACGCUGUUGGACCUACCUUACUGGAAUUUCUCCUGAAAGUUGAGAUUAAAUCUGAUCACUUCUGUUGUUUUUCUUUUUUUCAUGAAUAAUCGUCUCCAUUUUUAAAAUGUAACAUAAGGGCUAAUGGUUACAUCCGAUUUUGAGUAAAAAUUAAAAUAGUUUUACAAGUCCA
Peromyscus californicus insignis is the source of this 7462-nucleotide messenger RNA. RefSeq names its product ArfGAP with RhoGAP domain, ankyrin repeat and PH domain 2 (gene Arap2). Gene Ontology annotation, biological process: signal transduction; positive regulation of GTPase activity. Bases 479 to 5581 code for a protein of 1700 amino acids. The transcript has 33 exons. The record is from RefSeq and is a predicted model, not a curated record. Gene Ontology annotation, molecular function: phosphatidylinositol-3,4,5-trisphosphate binding; protein binding; GTPase activator activity. NCBI's taxonomy places the organism in Eukaryota, Metazoa, Chordata, Mammalia, Rodentia, Cricetidae.